Ricinus communis (castor bean) is the source of this 2243-nucleotide messenger RNA. RefSeq names its product la protein 1. Gene Ontology annotation, cellular component: nucleus. Gene Ontology annotation, molecular function: mRNA binding. The record is from RefSeq and is a predicted model, not a curated record. NCBI's taxonomy places the organism in Eukaryota, Viridiplantae, Streptophyta, Magnoliopsida, Malpighiales, Euphorbiaceae. The coding region runs from base 595 to 2028 and encodes 477 amino acids. Gene Ontology annotation, biological process: RNA processing. The transcript has 10 exons.
AAACAAGCAAUUCUCCAAACUGUGAUGAUAAAUAAUGAGUAGAAAACAGUGACAGUAGACAGUGGUGGACCAUUCUGUUUGUGGUCAUACUAAUUACUAUUCCAAAACAGAAUUACAAGAGAAACAAUAAAAUGGAGCAACUCUGAUGAAGCUAAAGAUAUUGAAGGGUAAUGUGAUUACUGCUUUUACUACCAGGACUGGGUUUUCUAUAAGUUGAACCUGAACCCUAUGUUGGGUUGGGCUACGUAGAGACAGCGCUUGGGUUGAGCUCAAUGUUUCCUGGAAAAAUGUAUAAUUCAAUUUAUCGAUUAAUAUUUUUGAAUGGCAAACCGACACUAAAACUGCAAGCAAAGGAAAUAGUUUCUAUGAUAUGAUAGUUUGAAAUAAAUCUUCUUUUAAAAUAGUGCAUUUAUGAAGAAUUUGUGUAACCAGUUCAUAUUAAGAAAAUAUUUUUAUUGAAAAAAAGAAGAAGAAGCAAAUCCAUGAAACGACGUAUCUCAACUUUACCUCUCAAAACCCACUCUCCAAGCGCUGAUAAUAACCCAAAGGUGUCACCGUCUCUUUUGUCGCCGGGGAGUAAUUAAGCUACCUACGAUGGCUAAUUUAGAUGAAGAAACCGCCUCUAAAAUCCUCAAUCAGGUGGAAUUCUACUUUAGCGACAGCAAUUUACCUCGAGACGAUUUCCUUAUGAAAAAAGUAUCUCAAUCCAAAGACGGAAUGGUGAGUUUGGCUCUUGUAUGUUCAUUUUCUAGAAUCAGAGCUUUUCUUGGAUUAGGUCGAACAAAACAAGAUGAUCUUCCACAUGAGCUGCUUAAAUCAGUUGCCAAGAUUCUGCGUAAAUCGAGUUUUCUCAGAGUUUCUAAUGAUGGGAGGAAGGUGGGUCGGGUUAAGAAGCUAUCAAAGAUUGAGGAAGUUAUAGAACAAGUGGAUGUAAGAACCAUAGCAGCUUCUCCUUUCCAAUAUGAUAUUACAAUGGAAGAUGUGGAGUCUUUCUUUGCUAAGUUUGGCAAGGUUAAUAGCGUGAGGUUACCUCGUCAUAUGGCAAACAAUAGGGUUUUCUGCGGCACUGCUUUGAUUGAGUUUUCUACGGAUGGAGAUGCUGAACAUAUUUUGAAGCAAAGUCUGGUUUAUGCUGGUGCCAAUAUAGAAUUAAAACCAAAGAAGGAGUUUGAUUUUGAGAGAGCAAAAAUAACAAAGCAAACUGGGAAAGAUAGUUCCCUUGUGGGCUCAACACAUAGAAAUACUACCAGCAAAACAUCAAACUACACCAAAGGUCUCAUUUUUGCAUUUUCAUUGAAGAGGAGAUCAACAGGAAAACCUGUUAAAAACAGAAGCAGUAUUGAGACAAUUACUAACAGUGACGGUGCUUGUAAAGAGGAGAAGAAUAUGAACCAAGGAGACUGUAAGGAGACUGAAAACACCUCUGAAGAUAUUGUUGAAGCAUUGAAAAAGAAUCCUGAGAAUGAAAAGUGCAAAAACAUUGAAGAGGAUGGACAGAUCAUCUUUGAAGAGAUUGUAGAUACUGAUCAAACACAAGUCACCAUAUGCCACGAUAGGGAUCAAUCUUCUGAAAGUGUUUGUCAUGAGAAGAAUGAAAAAGCAACUGGGGGAGACAAAUAUACUAUUGUGCAUGAAGAAAAGGAUGUUCUCUUGUUUGAGGACCUAAAUGAUGUCUUUCAAAGAUUUGGUGCUGUUAAGCAUGUUGAUUAUCAUGAGGGAGCAAUUUCAGGUUACAUUCAUUUCAAAGAACCAGAAGGAGCUAUAAAAGCCUGUGCGGCAGCAGAAUUUAUUGAAGGACUCAUUGUGAAGAAUUUCAUAGUUUCAUUCGAAGUGGUUACUGCUAAGUCGGAGGAGGAGCACUUUAAUAUGCAUUGUUGCAACGAAGAACAUUUCCUGGAAAGAAGAGAUGGUAGAAAACGGCAACAGAAAUCCAGUGAAGGUGGGAAAAACUUUGAGGGCAGACAAUCGCACUCCAAAGAAAAUGAUUCUCCAACCCAGCACAACCGCCAAAAGCUCAAAAGCUCUUAACUGUUUAAGAAUUUGUAAAAAGGCUUAGUUUGCGUUCAGAAAUCAUACAUACAUGCUAGUAAAUUUGCAGGACAAUAAGAUAUAGUAGCAUGAUAUUAGAUACAGCUGAAUUUAUUAUUUUUCUUUAUGAGGGACGCAAGAUUUUGCCAAACAAUUUUUUUGUAUUUAGUAGGACUUGGUUUGCUAUUGCAUACAAUGAUUUGUAGAACGGGUCA